This is a messenger RNA of Apaloderma vittatum (bar-tailed trogon), 2337 nucleotides long. It is a transcript of the gene RHOT1, whose product is annotated as ras homolog family member T1. The coding region runs from base 19 to 1932 and encodes 637 amino acids. Gene Ontology annotation, molecular function: GTP binding; calcium ion binding; GTPase activity. The record is from RefSeq and is a predicted model, not a curated record. Gene Ontology annotation, cellular component: mitochondrial outer membrane. Gene Ontology annotation, biological process: small GTPase-mediated signal transduction; mitochondrion organization; regulation of mitochondrion organization. The transcript has 19 exons. NCBI's taxonomy places the organism in Eukaryota, Metazoa, Chordata, Aves, Trogoniformes, Trogonidae.
GGGAAGACAUCACUAAUUAUGUCCCUUGUCAGUGAAGAAUUUCCAGAAGAGGUUCCACCACGAGCUGAAGAAAUCACCAUUCCAGCUGAUGUCACCCCUGAAAGAGUGCCAACCCACAUAGUGGAUUAUUCAGAAGCAGAGCAAAGUGAUGAGCAGCUUUACCAUGAAAUAUCACAAGCAAAUGUGAUUUGUAUAGUAUAUGCUGUUAACAACAAGAAUUCUAUUGAUAAGGUAACAAGUCGAUGGAUUCCUCUCAUCAAUGAAAGGACAGACAAAGAUAGCAGACUGCCUCUUAUAUUAGUUGGAAACAAAUCUGAUCUAGUGGAAUAUAGCAGUAUGGAAACUAUCCUUCCCAUUAUGAAUCAAUAUACAGAGAUAGAAACAUGUGUAGAGUGUUCAGCCAAAAACUUGAAGAAUAUAUCUGAGCUAUUUUAUUAUGCACAGAAAGCUGUUCUGCAUCCCACAGGUCCUCUUUACUGCCCAGAGGAGAAAGAGAUGAAACCUGCCUGUAUUAAGGCACUCACUCGCAUUUUUAGAAUUUCCGAUCAGGAUAAUGAUGGUACUCUCAAUGAUGCAGAGCUAAACUUCUUCCAGAGAAUUUGUUUUAAUACACCACUGGCACCCCAGGCUUUGGAAGAUGUAAAGAAUGUAGUCAGGAAAAACCUAAGUGAUGGGGUUGCAGAUAAUGGAUUAACAUUAAAAGGUUUUCUUUUUCUACACACACUUUUCAUCCAGCGAGGAAGGCAUGAAACAACUUGGACUGUUUUACGUCGAUUUGGAUAUGAUGAUGACUUAGAGCUUACGCCAGAGUACUUGUUUCCUCCGCUAAAAAUUCCUCCAGACUGCACAACAGAAUUAAAUCACCAUGCAUAUUUGUUUCUUCAAAGUAUUUUUGAUAAACACGAUUUGGAUCGAGAUUGUGCUUUGUCUCCCGAUGAACUGAAAGAUUUGUUCAAAGUCUUCCCUUACAUGCCGUGGGGGCCUGAUGUGAACAACACUGUCUGUACAAAUGAGAGGGGGUGGAUUACAUACCAGGGGUUCCUCUCUCAGUGGACACUAACCACGUACUUAGAUGUUCAGCGUUGCCUGGAGUACCUGGGUUAUUUAGGCUACUCAAUACUUGCAGAACAAGAAUCUCAAGCGUCAGCAAUUACAGUAACAAGAGAUAAAAAGAUAGACCUCCAGAAAAAACAGACUCAGAGAAAUGUUUUCCGAUGCAAUGUUGUUGGAAUGAAAGGCUGUGGGAAAAGUGGAGUUCUUCAGGCUCUUCUUGGAAGAAAUCUAAUGAGACAGAGGCAAAUACGAGCGGAACACAAAUCUUACUAUGCCAUUAACACAGUGUAUGUAUACGGACAGGAAAAAUACUUGCUGUUACAUGAUGUCAGUGAUGCUGAUUUUUUAACUGAUGCUGAGACCAUAUGUGAUGUUGUCUGCCUGGUAUACGAUGUCAGUAACCCCAAGUCCUUUGAGUACUGUGCCAGGAUUUUUAAGCAGCACUUCAUGGAUAGCAGAAUACCAUGCUUAGUGGUAGCUGCAAAGUCUGACUUGCAUGAAGUUAGACAGGAAUACGGUAUUUCUUUUGAAUUCUGCAAAAAACACAAAAUGCCUCCACCUCAAGCCUUUACUUGUAAUACGGCUGAUGUGCCGAGUAAGGAUAUCUUUGUUAAACUGACAACUAUGGCCAUGUAUCCCCAUGCCCGGUUACGCUGUAUGUGCGCCUGCAACAGGUGUACAUUUUGCAUCUGUCAGAACUUCCUCAACUCAGACUUGCUGCAAUCUGUAAAGAACAAACUCUUCACUGCAGUUCUUAACAGGCAUGUGACACAAGCGGACCUCAAGAGCUCUACGUUUUGGCUCCGAGCAAGUUUUGGUGCUACUGUCUUUGCAGUUCUGGGUUUUGCUAUGUACAAAGCAUUAUUAAAGCAACGAUGAUCUGAGAGAAGCAGCACAUCUGACCCUACCAAAUGAAAAAAACCCCACUUUUAUGUACAUUCUGAAUGCUUUAAAUUCUGCUAGAAAUAUUUAUAUAUGCAGAGUUACUUUAUUAAUAUUUGUAAUUCAUGCAUAAGUUUAUUUUAAACUAUAGCUCUGAAUACAGUAUUGCAUAUAAUGUUGGGAAAAAAAAAAAUUGCAUCUUACCAGCCAGCUAACAUGGCUUAACUUGUGAGGCCAAAAGGGAAUUUGUUGUAAAUAACCUGUACAUAUUAAAGCCAUAAGACAUUGCUUCCCAGAAAGCUCUUCAAAAUACUGUUCCUGGAUGUUUCACCAUGGUGACAUACUAGUGUAUCGUCAAGAUUCAUUCUCGGUAGAGUAGGUUCAACUCAAGGAUCAUACUUC